GAAAGACAGCGAAGUAGGAAAAAUUAUUUCUAUUGCCAGACUGUAGCUUGAAUAUACUUCAGUGCAAUGGCAAGGAUGUGAUUAUAAACUUCUAAACUGAAUUAUUUUCAAUUCGUUUGUCUUGAGAAGGAAGCAACUGCCAAUUUUUGCCUAUUCUACAAUGAGCAAUUUAUUGAAUUUUGCAAAUUUUUUAUUAUGCGUUUUAAUGUUAAGUGGAAAACUCGAGCCCGGUGCGGCCGUGAAGCGAGGACCUCAUCAUCCACGCAGCGAGCAAUCGAAAACUCGUAAAUUGGAUCAACAUUUAACACACGAGGAGCACGCCAUUGAGGACGACUUAAAAGAUAUGGGCAUCAAUGCGAAUAUUGAAGAUAUGUCCGAGGAAGAACUAACAUUUUAUUACUUCAAGAUACACGAUAGUGACAAUAACAAUGCCUUGGACGGUUUAGAAAUGCUGCAGGCUGCCGUGCAUCAAGAUCAGAAAUUUAAGAAAUUAGAUCGCGAUAAUUAUAUAAAAAAUGCGAGUGACGAACUUAAUCAUAUUAUAGAAGUCAUUGACGAGUUUCUAUUAAUUGCUGACGCUAAUAAGGAUGGAUUGCUUCAUUAUCCGGAAUAUGUUAAGGCUAUAACUGAAAAUUAAAGACUUUUUCUUGUUUAGAUGAAUAAUAGUUUUUUGAUCACUCAACAUUUUUUUAAACCCAAACAAAGAUGCAAAUAAU
Messenger RNA from Glossina fuscipes, 716 nucleotides. Its product is annotated as multiple coagulation factor deficiency protein 2 homolog. Lineage: Eukaryota; Metazoa; Arthropoda; Insecta; Diptera; Glossinidae. The record is from RefSeq and is a predicted model, not a curated record. Gene Ontology annotation, molecular function: calcium ion binding. The transcript has 4 exons. Bases 161 to 637 code for a protein of 158 amino acids.